AUGCAUCAUCUGAACCUGCGAGAUCUCACCCUCGACGCGUCCUCCGCGGCGAACGCGAUCGACGGCCUAGACCUCGACCUCGUGAAGUACGCGGACCACGACGUCGUUCGCGACAUCAUGCGCUCGGACGUGACCGACCUGAAGCAGCGCGCGUCGUCCGUGGAGGCGAAGCUCCAGUCCGUGGAGCUCGAGAGCAUCAAAGACUACGUCGCGGAGAGCGACAACCUCGUCGCGCUCCACGGACAGAUCGAAGGCUGCGACGCCAUCCUGCGCGAGAUGGAGUCGCUGCUGUUAGGGUUCAAGAACGACCUCGGGAAGAUCUCGAGCGAGAUCAAGUCGCUUCAAGACCAGUCGUCCACGAUGGGGACGAAGCUUCGGAAUCGCAAAGCCGCCGAGUACAGCCUCGGCGCGUUCGUCGAGGACGUCGCUCUCGCGCCCGAUCUCGUCCUCGCGAUCGCGGACGGGGAAGUCAGCGAGGCGUAUCUCCGAAGGCUCGUGGAGUUGGACCGGCACUUGGAGUUCAUGCGAACGGACGCGACCGCGAGCGCGAGCGCGGCGGCGCGAGACGUCGCCCCGGAGCUCGAGCGCCUGCGCGCGAAAGCCGCGGCCAAGUCGCGAGAGGCGCGUUCACGUUUACACUGGUUCCCAUACGACCGCUUUCUCAUGGAUAAGAUUUACGCGUUGCGAAACCCGAAGACGAACGUGCAGGUGAUGCAGCAGAACGUGCUGCUGAAGCACAAGUACCUCGUCACGUUCAUGCGGAAGAACGCGCCGGAGGUGCUCACGGAGGUGCGCGUCGCGUACGUGGAGACGAUGAGCCGGGUUUUGAGACAGGCGAUGGCCGGGUACGUCGCGUCUUCGGGCGCGCUCCGAAGGGACGUCGCCGGGCGGAGCGACCUCCUCGGCGCGAACGCGUCCGCGAUCGCGCCGGGGAGGGAUAACGUUUCCGGGUCGAGCGUUUUCGAGCUCGGCACGAGAGGCGACGUCUUGAGAGAGCUCGAGACGACGCCGCCGAUCAUCGUGCAUCACGUCGAGGCGAGCGGCGCGAAGUACCCGCGCGAGGCGCUGUUUCGAUCGUCGCAUAAGCUCCUCAUGGACACCGCGACGUUCGAGUACCUCUUCUGCGCGGAGUUCUGGGGAGGAUCCGGCGGCGGCGCCGGCGCCGCGAACGACGUGUUCGCGGACAUCUUCGCCGGGCCGAUCGUCGUCAUGGAAGACCACCUGAGAGAGAGCACCGCGGGUUUGGGCGUCGGACCCGGCGCGCCCGGCGCGGGCUUCGGCGGCGACGUCGACGUCGUCGGCGUCGCGCUCAUGCUUCGCGUCAACACCGAGCACCAGCACAUCAUGACGCGACGCCGAGUGCCGUGUCUGGAUAAGUACCUCGACGGCGUGAACAUGACGCUGUGGCCAAAGUUUAAGAACGCGCACGACGCGCACGUGAGGUCCGUGAUUGACGCGGCGGCGGCGGCGGCGAGAUCGAACGCGUUUUCCGCCGACGACGCCUCCGUCGCCGCGCAUCACGUCGCGCGGCGGUACGCGGACCUGACGCGCGCGAUGACGUCGAUCAGCUCCGGCGCGGGGGAGGUGGUCGAGACGCAGAUCGAGAGCGCGAUGGAGCGGCUGCGGACCGCGGUGAUUGACUUUUUAACGCGGGCUUCCGCGCGGUUCCGAAGGAGGAGCCGCGGCGUCGCGUUUCUCGUGAAUAACUUUGAACGCGUUCGCGCCGCCAUCGCGGAGACGUCGCCGAUCGCGUCGGUGACGGGCGGCGCGGUCGCGGACCCGAUGGAGAGCGCCGCCGGGGAAUACGUCGAAGAGACGCUGCGCGAACGGUUCGGCGGGAUGAUAUCGUUCGUCGAUCGCGCGGAGGCGGCGGCUGGGGCGGCGGCGGGGGCGGGCGAGUCGGCGGCCGGGGACGCGGAGCUCACCCCCGCCGCCGCCGCGCCGCUGAUGCGCGACUUCGCGGAGCGAUGGAAGCGCGCGAUCGAGGAGAUCAGCGCCGAGGUGAGCGCGUCUUUCCCGGGGACGGAGACGACCGGCGGCGGCGGCGAGCUUCUCAAGUCGACGCUGAGUCGACUGCUCGUGUGGUACAACCGACUCAGCGGACCGGAGGGGGUGCUCGCGCGGAUGGGUCCGGAGGGCGCGGCGCUGUGCGCGGACGCGGUCGCGAACCCGGCGUUCAUUUACGAGAUCAAGAGGCAGAGCCGGGGCGGAGGGGCGUGA
Messenger RNA from Micromonas pusilla CCMP1545, 2220 nucleotides. RefSeq lists its product as uncharacterized. The transcript is spliced from 3 exons. Gene Ontology annotation, cellular component: GARP complex. The record is from RefSeq and is a predicted model, not a curated record. Gene Ontology annotation, biological process: endocytic recycling; retrograde transport, endosome to Golgi; Golgi to vacuole transport. NCBI's taxonomy places the organism in Eukaryota, Viridiplantae, Chlorophyta, Mamiellophyceae, Mamiellales, Mamiellaceae. Gene Ontology annotation, molecular function: syntaxin binding. The coding region runs from base 1 to 2220 and encodes 739 amino acids.